CAGUCGGUGCGAGUCUCCCUGCUGGCUCAAAACUUUGUGAGAAGACAAAAGCAGGAUCUCUCCAGUCGUAACGUUUAUCUCCCCGAGCGCCGCAGCUCUAUACCGAACAGAGAACUUGAAGAGCCAAAAGGAGAGCAGAGGAGAGUAUAGAGGAAGAGGAGUGGGUGUCUUUGUAAAAAUAAAAAAAGUGUUUGUUUUGGACACAGAGGCUUGGAAGUGAAGGGUUCUGAGGAGGGUUCUCUCGGUCCUUGUGCUGGGUUUUGACUUUCAGCAGCUGCUGCCUCUCAGGUGUGAGCUGUCGGCUGGACUUGGACCGCUGUAGACAGAAUCGAGGUGAAACAUGAGGUCACGGAGUAGCGCCAUGGAGAUCCCCGACAAGGGUCAUCAACUCGAGAUCGCACAGCCGGUUCGGAAAGCCUUCCAGAAAGAUGAGGACGGCGGGAAAGGAAACGCGCCGGAACCCACAAAGAGAAACGUGAACGAGAGCAAAGAGGACAGAGCCGUCCCCGCGACGGCCAAACGACCACAGAAAGGCGCCGAGAGGGGCAGCAGCGGUGUUGGUAGGAGGAAGGUUGCGCUGGUCGACCUCUCUAAGGAGGACCUGGUCCGACUACUGGGAGUGAUGGAGGGCGAGGUGCAGGCGAGGGAGGACAUCAUCCAGAUGAUGAAGUCCGAGCGGACGCGGCCGGAGGUGCUGGAGGCCCACUACGGCUCGGCCGCACCCAUAAAACCUCUACAGGCGCUCCAGAGGGACGCCCUGAUGACCAACAGCAAGACCCCCACAGACGACGUCUACGAGAUGCCCAUGGCUGAGCUGGACCGGCUAGAGGGCAAGCAGAGGGACACGUACCGCCGCAUGCUGGAGCAGCUGCUGCUGGCGGAGAAGUGCCACCGACGGACGGUCAACGACCUGGACAGUGAGAAGCGCAAGCACACCGACUUCAUCAACAAGAGCGACGACUUCACCAACCUCCUGGAGCAGGAGAGGGAGAGACUGAAGAAGCUUCUGGAACAGGAGAAAGCCUACCAGGUUCGAAAAGAAAAGGAACAUAUCAAGCGCCUUGAGAAAGUCCGGCAGGAGCUGGUGAAGCUGAAGUCCUUUGCCCUCAUGCUCGUUGACGAGAGGCAGCUCCACAUUGAGCAGAUUGACCUACAAAGCCACAGGGUCCAGGACCUGACCAAGACGCUGCAGGAGAGGGACCAGCAGCUGGGCACGGUCAGCAGCCAGUCCAAGGAGGACCAGCAGAAGGUCCUGAGGCUCGAGGCAGAGCUGGAGCACAAAACCACUAAGGUCACCCAGGAGCAUGAGGAGAUGACGUCCAAGCUGAACAGCCAGGAGUCGGAGAGCCGGCAGCUACGCCUGAAGCUGGCCACCCUGACGCGCCGCAUCGAGGAGCUGGAGGAGAGCAAUGCCGCGCUGCAGAAGUCCGAGGCUGACCUCCAGGAGCUGCGGGAGAAAAUCAGCCGCGGGGAAUGUGGCAACUCGAGCCUCAUGGCCGAACUGGAGAACCUCCGCAAGAAGGUCCUGGAGAUGGAAGGUAAGGAUGAGGAGAUCACCAAGACGGAGAUGCAGUGCAAGGAGCUGAAGAAGAAGCUUCAGGACGAAGAGAGCUACAGCAAGGAGCUCAGACUGGAGGUGGAGAAGCUGCAGAAGAGGAUGGUGGAGCUGGAGAGACUGGAGGUGGCUUUUAACAAGAGCAAAGCAGACUGUGCACAGCUCCACACCAGUCUAGAGCGGGAGAAAAACUUGGCUAAAGACUUAGCCAGUGAGCUGGAGACGGUGAAAAGUCGCGUGAAAGAACUUGAGAACUCAGAGUCUAAGUUUGAAAAGGCUGAGGUGAGUUUGAAAGAAGACCUGUCAAAGCUGAAGUCAUUUACAGUGAUACUUGUCGAUGAGCGGAAAAACAUGUCUGAAAGAAUCAAACAAGAGGAGCAGAAAAGCGAAGAUUUAAGUAAAAUGUUUAAGACUGAACAAAGCAAAGUCAUGGAGGUCACAGAAAAGCUGAUUGAAGAGAGCAAAAAGCUUCUGAAGUUAAAAUCAGAGAUGGAGUUUAAAGUGAGCAUGCUCACCAAAGAGAAGGAGGAUGUGCAGACUAAGCUUGCGAGUGAAGAGGAAAAGUGCAAGGAUCUUGCCUCUAAAGUGAAUCAGAUGAAGAAAAGAAUGAGUGGGAUUGAGGAGGCCGGCAGAGAAUCUUCCAGAAGCAUGAACAGUGUAGACAAACUUAGAAUCUCAGACGAGGACAACAAAGUCAAAGAGUUGACUUUGGAGAUUGAACGGUUAAAAAAACGCCUGAAACAACUUGAGGUGGUGGAAGGGGAUCUGAUGAAGACUGAGGAUGAGUAUGAACUGCUCGAGAAGAAGUUCAGGACCGAACAGGACAAGGCCAACGCUCUCUCUCAGCAGCUGGACGAGAUGAGAAGCCAAAUCGCCCGCAAUAAGGCCAUAGAGAAGGGAGAAGCGGUCAGUCAAGAGUCUGAGCUGAGGGUGCGGUGCAAGAUGGAGGAGGCUAAGACCCGGGACCUGCAAGCAGACGUCCAGGCCUUGAAGGAGAAGAUCCACGAACUCAUGAACAAAGAGGACCAGCUCUCCCAGCUGCAGGUGGACUAUGCCAUCCUCCAGCAGAGGCUGAUGGAGGAGGAGGACAGGAAGAGGAGCAUGAGCGAAGAGGUGAUGAACCUCACCAAGGAGCUGGAGGUCACCAAGUGCUAUAGCCGCGUCACGCGGCCCAGCAUGAACGGCAAGAGAAUCGUGGACGUCCCGGUGACCUCCACCGCGGUGCAGACGGACGUGGCUGCAGGAGGGCUGGUGGAGGAGGAGACCCCUGCUGUGUUCAUCAGGAAGUCCGUGCUGGAGGAGAACCACAUCAUGAGUAACCUGAGGCAGAGGGGUCUCAAGAAGCCCACUGUCCUCGAGCGCUACCCUCCCGCAGCAGCCGAGCUCAACAUGAGGAAAUCUUGGAUUCCCUGGAUGAAUAAGAAGAAGGAGCCCAUCACGGUCACCCAGACGACCCCAGAGAGGACUGUGCCCCAGGUCAAUGGCGAGACCACACCUGAGCCAAUCACCAUGUCCCAAAAGCCUGGGCAGCCUCUGCAUAUACGCGUCACGCCCAAUCACCAAAACAGCACGGCCACGCUGGAGAUCACCAGCCCCCGAGCCGAAGACUUCUUCUCCAGCACCACCAUCAUCCCGACGUUGGGCCUCCAGAAACCUCGCAUCACCAUUGUGCCCAAGCCAACCACCGUCAUGCCAAAAAUGAAGACUGGAGAGGGAGCUUGUGGACCAGAACGAGCCAAGUCCCCAGUCACCAUCACCACCAUCUCCAGAGCCAAGGGCCCCGAGGCCGCAAAGAGCACCGAUUCAAACAAGCCCCUCUCUCCUGUGUCCAUCAUCACAGUUAGCACUUCUCCGAUUGCCGAGGCCAUGGGGUUGGCGUCACAGGAGCCUCGAGAUGUGACAGGCGGUCGGACAGUUUUCAAGGUGGGAGCCGACAAACAGUCAGCUCCUUCAACGAUCAGAAAGUGCAGUUCCAACACAAACAUCAUCACCACAGAAGACAACAAAAUCCACAUUCACUUGGGGCCACAGUUCAAGAGACCCCAGGAUAGCGGCAGCAGUGGCAACAGUGGUGGCAGUGUCAGUAGUCCCAUGAUGACCAUUCGGCCCCUCAGCAUGGCUGCAGAGUGCAAGGAGGCUGCAAUGGGCACCGUUCUGAGAUCGCCACGUCAAAACGCCACCGCCGCCACCACAUCUGGGAAGGCCACGGCUAGCAAGGUCACGAGCAGCAUUACCAUCACCCCCGUAACCUCCUCUCCUGCCAGACCAACGCAGUCGGUGGUGAGUGACACAAAACUGCCCUUAAAUAUUACCAUCAGCCCCGUAACCUCCGCUCCUGCCAGACCAACACAGUCGGUGUCCGGGGCGGAUGGACAGUCAGCGCGGUCCUCAGCCACACGAAUCCCUAUGUCAAAAGGUAUGAAAACAGGAGGGAAGACAGUCAUGGGCGUCUCCACAGUCACAAGGCUGGAGUCGCGGGCUGAGAGUCAGUCAAUGAAAAUUGAACUGAGGAAGUCUGCCGUUUGCAGCUCUGUCACCACAGGGGGUGGGAAGGCCUGAAAGUGCCUCAUGCAUGGCUGCUAUGGAAACUAAAUAGGGUCUUUAUUUUCCAUGCACCUUGGCCUUAACCUUGACCUUUAUCAGAGUGAUAAUAUGACACACGCUGAAUUUGGCCGAGGAAAAACUGAAAUUCACUGUCUUCACAAUUUUGCUGAUGCUCAACCACGUGAAUGUUUUGUUGUUGUUGUUGUUGUUAUUUUUUUUAUUAUUAUUUUUUAAUUCUCAAAGAAUCACUUCAUAAACUGUUGUACAGCACGGGGGUCAACUGUGUGUGGAGGGACAUGUUCCUGCAUGUUUUGACUUGCUUUGAUGCAAAGCUUUCAUGUCUUUUUUUUUGUGGGGAGGUAAAAAUCACUUCACUACUAAUGCCAUUGGCUGGACUUUGUCAUGUGAUUCACUGGACAUUAUUGAAAUUCAUACCAUUCAUAUUCAUCUCAUUUUGUUUAUGUCCAACCCUAUGGAGGUUUUCACAGAAAGAGAACAAUUGUGACUCAAUGUAGAGCAUCAAUCUGAAUGAACUGAUUAGUGACCAAUAACAGUCCAGUUUGUUUUUGUAUUAUUAUUCAUGUGAAUAUGCUGUACUUAACACAUGCAGAAAAGGGACAGUGGAAGCCUCCAUAAGACUGCUGAAUUUCAUAUCUCAUAUGGCUGGAAUAAAUCUAAUCUGUAUGAUUGCAACAGCAUGUUCAACAACUACAUGAUGUAAUAAACAUUUUUUUGUCUGU
Sardina pilchardus (European sardine) is the source of this 4839-nucleotide messenger RNA. RefSeq names its product filamin A interacting protein 1b (gene filip1b). The coding region runs from base 341 to 4114 and encodes 1257 amino acids. The record is from RefSeq and is a predicted model, not a curated record. NCBI's taxonomy places the organism in Eukaryota, Metazoa, Chordata, Actinopteri, Clupeiformes, Clupeidae. The transcript has 6 exons.